AUGGACAGGCCCGGGGAACAGCGCAGAGGCGGAGGGCCCACCAGCUCUGAGCAGAUCAUGGAGACAGCGGCCCUUUUGCUUCCAGGGAUGACAGAAAUGGACAAAGUCUGCACAGCUUCCAUCUUUUUCCAUGUGGCAGGACAAAUGUUUUCAGACGGCAUCACCUGGGGCCGGGUUGCCGUCCUUUUCUGCUACAGCAGCAAACUGACACGAGCUCAGGGAUCCUGCCCUGGAGCCGCGCACCCACACAGUUUCAUCUGCGAUCAAAUAGGACCAGCCGCAAAGGAUAUAGAUGAGCUCGGCCCAGAGCUGGUGUCCCAGGACCCAUACAUCAAAGAACUGGGGAAAGUUCUCAAGCGCAAGGCACAAGAAAUGGACAAGGACAAGGAGCUGCAGAGGAUGAUAGAUACGGACAGAGUCUUCACUGCUGGGGAAGUUUUUGAAGUGGCACAAGAAAUAUUUUCAGACGGCUACACCUGGGGCAGGAUUGUUGCCUUUAUCUGGUUCAUCAGCAAACUGGUGCUCAAGGCCCUGUGCACGGACAUGCGGGAGCUGAUCACCAGCAUCAUGGGCUGGACGCUGGACUUCAUUCGACAGCGACUGCUGCCCUGGAUCCAGGAACAGGGUGGCUGGGACGGCCUCCUCUCACAACACAGUAAUCAAGUCAACUGGCUCACGGUGGUAGUGCCCUUCAUCACAGUGGCAGUGUCCUUCACCGCAGUGUUAGUGGCCAUCAUCGCAGUGGCAGUGGACUUCAUUCGAGAGCAACAGCUGCCCUGGAUCCAGGAUCGUGGUGGCUGGGAUGGCCUCCUCUGGAAACUUGGAUAUUCACUCAAGUGGAUGGCAGCAGGUGCAUUGGCCAUCGGGAUUGGACUGCUUGCCUUACUCGGACUCCGGGGAACUUAG
Messenger RNA from Talpa occidentalis (Iberian mole), 906 nucleotides. Its product is annotated as apoptosis regulator BAX-like. The coding region runs from base 1 to 906 and encodes 301 amino acids. Gene Ontology annotation, biological process: extrinsic apoptotic signaling pathway in absence of ligand; positive regulation of apoptotic process; intrinsic apoptotic signaling pathway in response to DNA damage. Gene Ontology annotation, molecular function: protein heterodimerization activity; protein homodimerization activity; channel activity. The transcript is spliced from 8 exons. Lineage: Eukaryota; Metazoa; Chordata; Mammalia; Eulipotyphla; Talpidae. The record is from RefSeq and is a predicted model, not a curated record. Gene Ontology annotation, cellular component: mitochondrial outer membrane.